GCUAGAGAUUCACUAGAGUGUUUAUCUAAGUUCCUUUGAACCCAGCGUUUCCGUGGGUCUUUAAGAAACUCUCCAGUUCACUAAUCAGACUGUCUCUCACCUUAUCGUCACGUUUCGGACAGUUACACCUGCCUUAAUCUCCGUAACUUCUGCUCGUUCCAAACCGUUGGGAUAGCUGUUCUAUUUAGGAAUUGUCCCGACCCUACUAGACCUCAUGUUCCAGGACAGGAGCUACCGAAAGAUAGGUGAUCGUCGCCUCUGCACCACGCAACCACUUCAAGUUGGCUCGCUUAGUUUUGAUAUUCGUCUGAAAAAUCACUUCACUCUUACACCAUGCCAAAACCAUGGGACGAUCAGAUCGCGCAUUUCCAAGGGAUCCCAUGGUGCGCCAAAGUCCUCUCGGAGCCAGGAAUCAUUGCCAAACCCCUCGUCAGCCGCGAAUUCGACCCAGACAACCGCAUCUUUGAGUUCUGGGGCUCCACGCUCUUCAGCGCGGCCACGGUGCCUUUCUUCAUCGGCUGCUUCCACAUGCCCUCGCCACCACCGGACGCCGACGGACAAUCACCUGACAACCGGCCUCUCGACGAACUAUACGUGACCAAGGCCCGCUGCUUCCUGACUCUCAGUCACGGGCUGAGCACGCUGAAGAAAGAGUGGUGCCACGGCGGUGCUGUCGCGGCCAUCUUCGACGAGUGCAUGGGCGCGAUCGGGUUUGUCAACAAGUUGCUGGGGUUCAUGCCCAUGUUGCCGCAGGUCACGCAGAACUUGAACGUCACGUACAUACAGCCGGUGCCGACCAUGUCGACGGUGGCUUGCACGGCGGUUUUAAAGCGGAUGGAUGGGCCUAGGAAGUUCUUGGUCGAGGCGAAGAUCACUGAUGAGCAUGGGACGGUUCUUGCCACGGCGGAAGCGUACUUCGUUGGUAUGGAGAAGCGGAAGAAGAGAAAGGAGAAGCUCUGACGUGGCUUUGAGAACUUGAGUUGAUAAUCGCUUGGGGUAGACUUUGCUUGUAUGUAGACCUAUGCCGCCGGACCCCUUGGCCCGUAUACAGGAGAAGUUAUACUACGGAAACGUUUGUUUCCCCAAAGGCUGGACUGUCUCUCCAGACAGCCUCGAGACGCUAAAGCAAGCCUAUCAUUCCUCCAAAUACAUCUUCCGCACACUCCCAAGCUCAUGGUACACCGUAGGACCCCUUGAAUAG
Colletotrichum godetiae is the source of this 1201-nucleotide messenger RNA. RefSeq names its product thioesterase superfamily protein. The record is from RefSeq and is a predicted model, not a curated record. NCBI's taxonomy places the organism in Eukaryota, Fungi, Ascomycota, Sordariomycetes, Glomerellales, Glomerellaceae. The transcript has a single exon. The coding region runs from base 334 to 960 and encodes 208 amino acids.